AUGUCAGGUUUUUUCAGUCGACACAACAAAGCAAUUGUCUGCACUCUGGCAGCGUCUGCAGGAUUGUACUUCAUCUAUCGUUACUACAUUUAUAAGAAACAACAAAUCAGAUCUAGGGCGGAAGCUCUCGCAGGUAUAGAGUACAGAAGAAGGAGAGUCGAAAAACUUGUGGAAUUACGCGACAAAUUGGUAUGUAUCUAGGGAAAUGAUUUUCAUACAUUUUUCUCUUAUUGUUAAUGACGGCACCGUCGUCAACAAUACAAAUUUUGACAACAUAUUUCAUUAUUUGAGCUUUUUCAUUUCUUAUCAAGUCUUAUCUAAAGUGUAAGCCAAUUUCUUUACAGAAUCACCUAAAAACUAAACGUUUAUUAUAUGAACUACAGUUAGAUGUUGAAACUUAUAAAAGUUAUGCAGAGAUUUUACAUACUUCAGACAAUGAAGAAUAGUUUAUAGAAGAGUUAUUAAAUUUGUUUACGAUCUUUAAAACCAUAGAAAUGAUCCAAAUGUUUCAAACGGAAGAGAAACUGUUGAGUGGCUUCACUUAAGGUUUUCAUCAUUUUGAUGUCUCUGAUGUUAUUUCUAUGUAUGAUCUGUAAGAAUAAAAAUAAUUGUUGUCUAUUUGUUUUAAACAAUACCAUGGAAAAUGUUAUUGUCAGGCCCGGUUCAGACGCUGAUCUUUUCAUGAGCCGAACCUAAUACAUUGAAUUAAGUACAUGAAAAGUUCGGCGUCUGAAUCAAUUAGGAAUGCCUGUUUCAAUUUGGAACGGCUCAGCUGUUCUUUUUGCCUAGCCUGGCUGAGAAUUUCGCCUUUGGGGAGACUUUGGAACGGCUUUGAUUCGGAUGCUAAACUUUUCAUGUACCGAACCUAAUGCAUAAAUUACUAUAACGUAUUUUGUAAGCAGUUUGACCGAAAUGAGCAUUUUUCGCCAUUUGAUUUUAGUUUAGCUGCAAUUAAGAUCGGCGUCUGAAUCAAUUCAGCCGGUCUAAAUAAUUUGAGUUGGCCUUAAUUCGAAUUAGGUUCAGCUCAUGAAAAGAUCAGCGUCUGAACCAGGCCUAAGCAUCCAUUGUCAGAGAUAGGCUACAGAACGAGUAUAUUUUUUGUAUAUAUUAGUAAUUAUUGGAGGCAAGUGCAAGUCAAAACAACAGGGCCAGGUUGUUCAAAGCUUGGUUAAGAUAACUCAGGGUUAGUGAAAAAAUUUGCUUGCAAAUAUAAAAGCUUGAAACACAUUAUCAUGUUAAGAUGGAAUCCACCAGGAAAUUGAGUAAUUUUAAUUCCCAGUGGACAAAAACCUCAUACCGAAAUAAUUUAAAGAAUAUUGCAUUCUGGCCUAAAGAGGUACUUAGUUAUCUAUAAUAACACCAAAGACUAUUUCUCAUGGGAGCCCGAGAAAAUGAAUGUCAAAUUUCACAAGAAUUGUGAAAAGACAGGUAAAAUUCUGAAAAUUUCAUGUGUAAGAUGUAAUUUUGUGAAAUUUCACAUUUAUUUCCUCGGCUCCUAUAAGAGAUUUUCUUAGGUGUUAUUACAGAUGACUCAUUACAUCUUUAGCCUUUGAAAAAUGUCAAAAAGAAUGCGAUAUUGUUCAAAUUAUUCUGGUAGAAGGUUUUUGUCCCAUGAAAACUAAAAUUACUCAGUUUCCUGGUGGAUUCCUUCUUAAUUCCUUUUGUCUGCAAUCCGAGAAAAUCCUUUUGGACAAAGAAAAGAAACACGGAUUAAAAUUUAACCCCGUGUCAGCACUAAUCACCCUUCGAACAACUGGGCCCAGUUUUUUUGUAUCCCACUUGUGCUUGAAUUUGUGUUUAUGUCAAGCAUAACUCUGGCCCUAGCCUGUUACCUCAGAGACUAUACCGUACAUCAGAGGCACCUCUGAAACUAUCACAUAUAUAGUACAACCUUACAAUGUACGUGUUGCAUGCAAACCUAUAACCAAUCAGAUGACAGACAGGGGAAGUAUAGAAGAUCAAAUGCUGCAACUGACGGGCCACUCACAGCAUUAAAAACAGUAGAAAUCUUAGCAUGUGACUGACUGUAAAUAGACUCGUAGUUCAACGCUAGUAGUUUAUUCAGCCAUUACUACAAAAGCAUAUGGUUGGGAAAAAUACUGCAUGUGAUAAAUUACACGUUACUUAAUCAACAUGCGUGACAUAGAGAAAUUGUUACGUUACAUAAUUAUCAUACCAGGUUAGAUACUGUUACAACUGACCAAACACAAAAGAGCGAGAAGAAAUGAUGACAUCAACAAUCACAUUGCUGAACACUAUUUACAGACAAAAGGUCAAAUAGACUGGGACUCUGCCACAUGUAUUAUGUAUUCUACAAACUACGACUCCCUUUAGAAAGUUGGUUCACUAACUUAGAGCAAAUGCCACUGAAUUAUAGUCAACAGUUACCGGCACCAUACUGAUGACUUAAUGCCUGACUCAAACAAAACUAACCUCGGGAGAAUGACUGGACAACUGAAACAAUUUGACUAACAAUAAAUGACUGUUAAACUGUGUCAAUAGAUGGAUCGAAACGCACCAAUCACUUUACGAACGUUCAAAGCCAACGACAUCACGGCUUAACUGACAGACAACAAAUGCUGACUUAAUUGACUAAUCAGAUUAAUAACCAGUGUUUAAUACCAUCAAGUGAUGUGAUACAACUCACUUUGACUUGGAAGAUGACUACUGCACAGGUUGUUGACAUGUCAGUCAUUGACUGUGAACAACAGUCAUACUCAGGACUGUGUUCACCCAGGUGAUCAUACUCAACCUAUGCAUGAACUGAGUGAUUUCUGGCAUGCUGAUUGAUGGAGAGCUCUGGUCGAUGACGAAAACCCAAAAAAACAAAAACCAAAACCAAAACCAAAGUAAUAUUAUUAUAGAUUAUGGAAGGUCAACUCUCUCUAUAAGAUGGAUACCUUGCUAAUACGGACACCGAGAGUUGGUCCCUGCCUUUCUUUAUACCUUUUAGUUGACUCUCUAUAAGAAAGACAUCUCUCUAAGACAGACGUAUAGUAUAUAGGUCCCAAAGGACAGUUGACUGUAUUACUUGGUUGCCAGUUAAUUGACCCCAGCAAAUAAGGCUGUGUGUAAAAGAAGGACGAAAAAAUGGAUUUUCACUAUUGUCUUUUCUUUUCUCUUUUCUCCUUUUUUUCUUUUCUUGUCGUCAGUGUUAUUCUUUUUCAGAUCACCCCAACAUUCUGGGAAUCUGCCCACUCAUCUCUCCCCUAACCUAGAAUCAACACUUUGUUCUAACUUGGGGCAAAAUAUUGGUUAGGGAAGGGGUAGGUCAACAGAUUUCUGGGAACUUAUUGUGGUAAUUUUGUUUGUUCUUUGUUUAACAGGAGCAACUUCUUGGUUCAUUAGACAAUUUUGAACCAGAACCUCCAGAGACAGAGGAUGAUGAGGUAAGGCUCCUUAAUGGUGUGUGGUGUAUAGCCUGGAGGCAAGUUCUCCAUUUCUGGUGAGCGAAGCAAGGCUCAAGAGAAAUAAAUGGGUGUGCGAGACAGCAAGGGGUGGAGGAAAAAAUAAUUCUCUGCCUUUCGUUCUUCUUUUACUUGCCACUCAUGCAUGACUUCUCGUGACCCCCCCCCCCCUCCUAAAUGGAGAGCUAGUUGCUCCCAGGCUAAGGUGUGUCACACAAUUCAGUCGCCGGUAUAGGCCACCAAAUGUGCUGAUGUAAAAUUAAUUGCUUCAGGUGGUAAAAAGAACCAUUUCUUCGAUGCACCAAAAAGAAAAGAAGGCACAAAUUAUUUAGUCUAACCAUUGUUAAAGCUUAUCUCAGAUGUUCUAAAGAUAAAUUGUUUAUUGUUGUAUGUCGAUUGGAUUUGUUUAUCAUUUGUCUCUUGAUGGCCACUUUGUUUUGAUCAUGAAAUUAAGGCAUAUACUCUCAACAGGAAGUGGUGUUGAUUUGCUGAUUAUUCUGCUAAAAUCGCUCAGAGACUUCAUAGGAUUAUUUGCACUUUUUUGGUGAAUUUCACCUCUUUAAGUUUGUAUAUUACUUAGCCUGAGAAAACAGCCAACAUUUGGCACACUACCACUGGUUUCCCCACCAAAUGACAUCUGAGAAACGAGCGCAGAAAUUCCAUACUGAUGAUGCAUCACUACCCAGAUCUGCUAGAUAUGGGUAGUGCUUCUGAUUGGUCGUGCCGCGUAGAAAAUUUGUUUCAACCAAUCAGAAGCCCUACCCAGAUCUGGGUAGUGACGCGUCAUCAGUAUGGAAUUUUUGCGCUCGUUUCUCAGACGUCAUUUGGUGGGGAAACCAGUGGUAGUGUUGCCAAAUGUUGGCUGUUUUCUCAGGCUACAUAUUAUUUCCAUUUUAUGUUUUAUGAUUUCAUAUUUUCCUUUUCUUGUAGUGUAUUGUGUGUAACAGUGCCAAGGCUAUAAUUCAAACAUACCCCUGCAAACACAGGGUAUUAUGUCGUCGCUGCUUUGUCAAGACAUUACAGGUUGCGGUAAACGAUCUUAACCUUCCCCUCAAAUGCGUUGUUUGUCGCACAAGAAUUCAAACCUUGGACAGAGAGCGCCACGAUGUACAUCUCUUUACACCUCCAGAUACACAGCAACAGCCUGCCCAGGAAACGCAAUGUUAACAGACCCAAAUCUAAUUACAACUAUCAAAACUCUUCAGGAAUUAAUAGUGAUAUUAAUAUUAGCUUGCUUUGACGUUUGUAUAAAUUCAAGUAGUAAGGGUGACAAAUUUACCAGUGCUAGACCUAUUAGAAAGUAAUUAAAACCGAGAAAUUCCUCCCAUCAGGUGAUAAAAAAUGAUUUUUUUCCAUAAAAUUAUGUUGACCGCUCCUUACUUAAAGGUAAGGCUAAAAGAAUGCAGUAUUCAGUGUCAUCUUGAAAAAAAAAAUACCCCCAAAAAAUAAACACACCAAACUAAAAAAAUUGUAAGGCAUUCUCAUUAAAAUGAUAAAAUAGAUGUGACUUAACACUAGUUAGAAGUGCACAGUGCAAAAUGAGAUUGUGAAAGCUGUAAUCACGGUAAUGUAGUCUUUUCUUAUUAAAUGGCCUUUUUGUCUUAGUUGUGCC
This is a messenger RNA of Porites evermanni, 5019 nucleotides long. NCBI's taxonomy places the organism in Eukaryota, Metazoa, Cnidaria, Anthozoa, Scleractinia, Poritidae. The record is from the annotation of a GenBank genome assembly.